Messenger RNA from Pristis pectinata (smalltooth sawfish), 1868 nucleotides. RefSeq names its product intestinal mucin-like protein. The record is from RefSeq and is a predicted model, not a curated record. Bases 1 to 1737 code for a protein of 578 amino acids. NCBI's taxonomy places the organism in Eukaryota, Metazoa, Chordata, Chondrichthyes, Rhinopristiformes, Pristidae. The transcript has 13 exons. Gene Ontology annotation, cellular component: extracellular matrix.
AUGAACUAUGUGGCAAAUCCUGUGCACACAGGAGUAGGGCCAAUCCAGUGGCUUGCAACUGAUAGCCUUACAUACUAUACAGCCAAGUGUACUGGGACAUGGACUGAAGACUGUUCUAUUAAACGAUGUGACAACGGAACAACUGUAGUUGUAAAAGAAUGUAGAAGUGAAAAGCUUACAUGUGCCAACAAUUUAAAGCCCAUUGAAAUAAUAAAUGAAUGUGGCUGCCAAGGUUGGGAAUGUGGAUGUGAAUGUGAGGUGUACGGUGACCCACAUUAUAUCACUUUCAAUCGGCUGUCUUAUGAUUUUUACAAGAAUUGCACAUACGUGCUUAUGGAAGAACAGAAUCCAAAAUACAACUUGCGUGUUCUAGUAGACAAUUACAACUGCUUUUCAUCUGCACCUAAUUCAUGUUCAAAGGGGUUAGUCAUUUUUUACAAAAAUGAUAUUAUCACGAUUACAACCUCUCAUGGCAAUCUGUUAACGAUCAACAGAAUUCAACAAAGAAUUCCCCACACAAGAGAUGGAAUAAAGAUAACUAAACUGCCCAGUGGAAGUGUAAAUAUUUACCUCACUAAUAUUAAAACAACAAUCAUUGCUGACUGGUCUAAUUUUAAGAUAAGAGUGCCAGAAAAAUUCUUCUUGAAUAAUACCCAGGGACAGUGUGGCACCUGUACAGAUAUUCCUGAUGAUGACUGCAUGAGACCAAGUGGGACAAUAGAGCGUCCUGACUGCUGUCCCAUAACAGCAUUAGAUUGGAAGUAUGAUGACCACAAUAAGCCAUAUUGUGAUUCACCUCCUCCAAAAAAGGCAUGCAUUGUGGAACCCACUCCCACUCCUUGCAUUCCCAACAAUUCUUUGUGUGACACUAUCCUACAAAAACCAUUUGAAAACUGCACAAAGGAUCAGCUUAAGCCUUAUUAUGAAAGUUGUGUAAAGGACAAUUGUCUAAAAAAUUCUACAAAGCUCACCUGUUCCACCAUAGAAUCUGCUGCUGAACAUUGUAGCAAAGACACAUGUGUCGACUGGAGAUCCACUGUCGAUGAAUGUAAAAUGAAAUGUGAUGAAAAUUUUGUCUACAAGCCUUGUGCUCAGCAAUAUGAUGAUUACUGUGAGAACAACUCAGUGAUGAAUGGGAUAAAACUAGUCUCAUAUCAAGAAGGCUGCUUCUGUCCAGAUGGAAUGAUGAUAUCUGAAGACAAGACCAAAUGUGUUUCCACAUGUUGCCUGGAUAAUAAUGGAGAACGAAGAAAGAUAAAUGAUAUAUGGUCUGGUUGGAAUAACAGUUGUAUUACCUACACGUGUACUAAAAGGGGGGUUGUAACACACAAGAAGACCUGUAACAAUGAGUCAACUUGCGCAGAGGCUUACAGAGUAUGGGACCAUGAACACUGCUGCUACACCUGUAACUUUAGUGGUAAUUGUAAGCAGAGAAGUCAAACAACCAAUGUCACAAAAGUCAUCCAGAAUACAAGCUGUUCAGCAACAAUUGAACUAAAUUUCUGUGAAGGGAAUUGCCCGUCCUCAGCUCAAUAUAACACUGAGACACACAACAUUAAGCAUGAAUGUAGUUGCUGCCAAGAAAUAGAGACUGAAAUUAGGAAGGUGAUGCUCACUUGUCAAGAUGGUAGAAAAAAUGAACAAUACAGCUACAUUUACUUCAAGUCCUGUGGCUGUCGUACAGACAUCUGUCAUGAUUCUGCUACAAAAAAGCCUCCUGCUGCAAUAUUUUUCUAGAUCUUGAAACCUAAUGUUGAAUCCAAUGUCCUAUAAAUGUUGAUUCAAAUUUCCUCCAAAUUUCAAUUUUACCUGUCUAACUAAAUCACUGCACUUAGCUAAAUGUUAUUUAGGACCAAAUGUAAUGUAAA